CGUGUUGGUGGGGUCAUAUUGGAUCAUUUUAUUGUACUGGUAUGUGUUGUUGUCUUGGGAACACUUGCAGUUGCGUACAUCGUUUGGAAAUGUGUGCAUCCAGAGCGGUGGCCUACCUAUACCGUUGCUGCAUAUUAUUUGCGGAUUGGAAUAGAAAAUACAGCAGUACAAUCAGAAAAUACAACCAAUGGCCGAGAUAAACGACAGUCACCAGGCGCCAUUCAACUGCCGAUCC
This is a messenger RNA of Paramuricea clavata, 235 nucleotides long. Lineage: Eukaryota; Metazoa; Cnidaria; Anthozoa; Malacalcyonacea; Plexauridae. The record is from the annotation of a GenBank genome assembly.